AUGAAGUGCCUCACAAUCGCAAUUCUUGCGUCGACCGCAACAGCCUUGAAUAAUGGCCUUGCCGUUACACCCCAAAUGGGAUGGGAUGAUUGGAAUGCCUUCGGAUGUAGCCUGAGCCAGAGCCUUAUCCUGAACACAGCGAGCGUCAUCGUAAAGACCGGUCUACGAGACUUGGGUUAUCAUUACGUGAUUUUGGACGAUUGCUGGUCGUCAGGCCGGGGUUCUAACAACUCAAUCAUUCCCGAUUCUUCAAAAUUCCCUAACGGCAUGGCCUGGUUGGGAAACCAGCUUCAUGCUCAGGGGCUCGGCUUUGGAAUGUACUCCAGUGCUGGCACAAAAACUUGUGCUGGUUAUCCGGGGAGUCUGGGCUAUGAGACGGUAGAUGCUGAUACCUUCGCCAGCUGGGGUGUUGAUUAUCUAAAAUACGAUAAUUGCAAUAACAACGGCGAAGCAGGGACCCAAGCUGCAAGCUCUGCCCGUUAUGAGGCCAUGGAAAAGGCACUAGCAGCCAGUGGCCGCAACAUUCUCUACGCAAUCUGCAACUGGGGUCAAGACUCUCCUUGGAUCUGGGGGCCUUCUGUUGGCAACUCUUGGAGAAUCACGGGCGACAUCACGGACAGCUUCAACACGGAAAAUUCUGUCUGCCAAGUGCCAAACUACGGCGGAUACGGUUGUUCCGUAACUCAGAUCUUGUCCAAACAAGCUACGAUUUCAUCGUAUUCGGUAAAGGGCGGCUGGAACGAUCUUGACAUGCUCGAAGUUGGAAAUGGAGGAAUGAGUGACUCUGAAUAUGUUGCUCAUUUUAGCUUGUGGGCUGCGGCAAAGAGUCCACUCAUUAUGGGCAACGAUAUGACCAAACUGAUUGCCAGUGACUAUUCCAUUCUUGCUAACCCUGCUGUCAUUGCUGUUAAUCAAGAUCCUCUGGGAGUUGCUGCUACAUACCGGUGGACUCAGAACAACAUCCAGCUUUGGAGUGGACCUCUUGUUUCGACAAGUGGAAGCUCAGUGAAUGAUCAGGUAGUGGCGUUAUACAACAACGGCGGAUCAAGCGCCACGGUAUCCGCAAGCAUCUCGGACAUCUUUGGCUCUUCGUCGGUCCCGUCCGUUCAAUUCGAGAUUCGAGACCUCUGGGGCUCGCGGUUGAACGAUAGCCAAGCUCAAGCCAUCUUGACCAACGGUGCAGCGGCCAACCCAUCGUUGCUAUAUAAUGCUACGGCAAAGUCUUAUGCUUCUGGACUUGCACAAGGCGAUUCUAAGCUUCUUGGAACAUCCAUUGGUAGCGUUACGGCACCUGGUGGUAGUAUCAGUGUCAGUGUUCCCGCGGAUGGAUGCAGAAUUCUCCGACUUCGCGCUGUAACCAGCUCGUCAACGUCGUCCUCUACUUCUAUAUCCACUACUACUGGAACUUCGACUACCACCACGUCUCCUUCUCAGCCACUGCAGACACACUGGGGUCAGUGUGGUGGUCAAGGUUACUCCGGACCGACUCAAUGCCAGUCCCCUUACACGUGCCAGGUGGAGAACAUGGUUCAAGUCUUCGCAGCUACAGUGGUGGCUGCUGCUGCUGCUACUGAUUUAUCGCGACGACAAUCUUCUUCGACCACGGCCGUCGUUGAUCUUAGUACUAAUCGAGGAGCAACAAAGCACUUGGCCUCAGGAUUCAUCUACGGUAUACCGGACAAUGAAACCCAAAUUCCAGACCACUGGUAUACGAACAUGGGAUUCGAGUACAACCGUGGAGGUGGCGCUCAAAUGGAUGCGCCAAAUCGUGGCUGGGUCUGGGGCUUAAAUGAGUAUAAAGGACGGUUCCAGUCAACUCUGUCCAACUAUCAAGUCACUCGAAAGUUUGGGGGAACUUUCAUUAUUCUUCCCCAUGAUAUCUGGGGCACCGAUCAUACAAACUCGUCGACACAUUGGCCGGGCGAUAAUGGUGACUGGAGUAGUUAUGAUGCCUUUCUCGAUCAGCUGUUGUCAGAUAUUAAGGCAAGUAACAUGGUGGACCACAGUGUAUUCGACAUAUGGAAUGAGCCAGAUAUUUCCAUCUUUUGGGCACGCUCUUCAGCUCAAUGGGUUGAAUUAUAUACUCGGACACAUCAGAGGAUUCGCUCUGACUCUGCUUUGAACGCUAUGCAAAUCUCAGGGCCGACGUUGGCCUAUCGCCCCUCAUCAAGCAACUCUUGGUGGACAAGCUGGCUGCAGGCUAUCAAAUCGAACAAUGCAAUACCUGAUCAGUAUGCCUAUCAUCUCGAAGGGGGUACCACGGCAGUGGACAAUGACCUUCAGACUUCCAACCAGACUCUCGGGGCUUUGCUAUCGCAAUAUGGCCUACCGGAGCGCCAGAUCAAUAUCAAUGAGUAUGCAAAUACUGGCGAGCAAGUUCCUGCAGGUGCUGCUUGGUGGAUCGCUCGAUUUGAGCGCUAUGAUGCUAUCGGCCUACGAGGAAAUUGGCGCGGUGGCUGUACACUGCAUGAUCUCUUUGCUGAUCUACUUACAAAGACAUCCAACCCAAAUUCAUGCGGUGCUACUGACUAUGCUCCGGCGCCCGAAUAUCCAGUGUACGAAUAUUACAAUCUCAAUAUGACAGGACAUCGCGUUGCUACACAAGGCUCAGGAGAUCGACAGAUAGACGUCUACGCCACCGUUGGCAGUGACGGGGUGGUGCGCGUGCUCUGUGGUGUCCGCAUCAACACUGGCACUUGGUACAUUACCAUUGACAAUCUUAGCUCAGUCGGUCUGCCUACGUCCGGGACUCUUAAUAUUCAGACUUGGGGAUUCCCCGGUGGAAGUAGCGUCUUCUCUACCGCAUCGGGGUUGCAGAACAAAGGAGUUGCUUCUCACAGCUAUUCAGGAAACUCUGUCACAUUUCCUGUUUAUCAGACCGACACAUCAACUGCCUGGGCCUUUGAGUUUAGGGCAGGCUCGGGCACUAGCAGUACCACAACUACGUCGGUAUCUUCAACUACCAGUACCACUAGUACUUCUCCGUCUGCAGCUACUCAGACGCACUAUGGUCAAUGUGGCGGCGAGGGAUGGACAGGCCCUACGCAAUGCGCACCACCCUAUGCAUGCGAGAGUGAAAAUACAUGGUAUUCCCAGUGCUUGUGA
Talaromyces amestolkiae is the source of this 3105-nucleotide messenger RNA. RefSeq lists its product as uncharacterized. NCBI's taxonomy places the organism in Eukaryota, Fungi, Ascomycota, Eurotiomycetes, Eurotiales, Trichocomaceae. Gene Ontology annotation, cellular component: extracellular region. The record is from RefSeq and is a predicted model, not a curated record. Gene Ontology annotation, molecular function: alpha-galactosidase activity; cellulose binding. Gene Ontology annotation, biological process: carbohydrate metabolic process. Bases 1 to 3105 code for a protein of 1034 amino acids. The transcript has 8 exons.